Molecule: messenger RNA, 1167 nt
Organism: Drosophila suzukii
Lineage: Eukaryota; Metazoa; Arthropoda; Insecta; Diptera; Drosophilidae
Gene: Gr98a
Product: Gustatory receptor 98a
Biological process (GO): sensory perception of taste; male courtship behavior; chemosensory behavior
Cellular component (GO): axon; dendrite; membrane
Source: RefSeq, a predicted model, not a curated record
AUGGGUCAAAAGUGCGGAGAACUACACGCUGCUUCAUUGCUUCGCAUGCGUCGCGUGAUGAAGUGCCUGGGAAUGCUUCCGAUUUGUCAGAACCUGUUCGCCAAAGUAUUUUGCAAUGUAGUCCUUGUGAUUACAGUGGGUUACUCGAGUUCCUGGCGCUUUAGCUUUGACUAUGACUUCGACUAUGAUUUCCUCAACGAUCAUUUCUCCAGCACCAUUGAUCUGACCAACUUUGGUGCCCUAGUAGCGAGUCAUUUCAUCAUUGUGAUAGAACUUUUGUGGGGAAAUUGUAGCAGGGAUGUGGAUAGACAAUUGCAGGAGAUCCAUUACCAGAUGAGCGCACACCUGGGCACUCCUGUUAAUACGGUUCGAAUUCGGGGCUACUGCAAUGCCAUCUAUGGGUCUCUAUUCAUCCGAUGUCUGAUAUUCUGCCUAGUGACUGUAUACAAUAAUCGCGCUCUAACCUACUAUGCACUCUAUUCGGAAAUAAUUUUGAUGGCUCGCUUCUCCGAGUUCACCUUGUACUGUGCCGUGAUUUUAUUCCUUUAUCACGAACUCAACCUUGGAGCUUCGAAUGUUGUAAAAGAAUUGGAGAAAACUCGGUUUGAACUGUGGUCUAUUCGCCUUUUGUCGCUGGAGAAGUUGCCCAAGUUGCAAAGAAUACACGGUUCAUUAUGGGAAUCCAUUAGAUGUUUGGAGCGCUACUUCCAACUGAGCCUAAUCACUCUGCUCAUGAAGUUCUUUAUAGACAUAUCGGCUCUACCCUACUGGCUCUACCUCAGCAAAAUACAGCACACAGAAGUGUCUAUACAACACUAUGUGGGAUUUGAUGAGGUUAUAAAAAUCCUAGAAAUUAUAGUGCCCUGCUAUCUCUGCACACAAUGUGAGGCAAUGCAGCGAAAGUUACGAUCGAUGUUUUACACAAUCACUACAGAUCGUCGUAAUGGUCAGCUUAAUGCGGCUCUAAGAAGACUUAACCUACAAUUGAGUCAGGAGAAAUGCCAGUUUAGUGCAGGAGGAUUGGUGGAAAUCACCACAGAAAUGCUGGGAAAGUUCAUUUUCGGAACGAUCAGCUAUAUAGUGGUCUGCAUUCAAUUUAGCAUCAACCUCAGGGCCAGCAGCUCCAGCAAAUUUGCACCAAGUUCGACACCCAGUGCCCACAUUUAA